AUGGCUAUGAAUUCUUCUAGUGCAUCCAAUGCAAACACCACAAACAAUAUAUGUGGUUUAUUGCCUUCUUCUACGCAAGCUAGGGAUCCGGCAUGGGAAUGGGGUGAACGCAAAGACCCAGAAAAUCCAAAUAUUAUUACCUGUUUGUUAUGUAACAAAUUAAUCCGUGGUGGUGGAAUCACAAGGCUUAAGGAGCAUCUCGUAGGAAAGUCAGGGAAUACUUCACCAUGUCCGAAUGCAACCACUUCUGUUAUCAACAAAGUAAAUCGGUUGUUUGUUGUAAAGAAGACCAAAAAUGCUCAUAGGGAUAACAUUUAUUUAGCGUACCAGCGUACAUUCAACUCUGAUGAAGGCUCUGAUGUUGACACAGAUGUUGGGGAACAAGAAGUUGAAAUCGAUGGCAAUGUUGGCAGUGGUAGUGGUGUUGAUUUACAUGUUCAAAAUCAGACGAAGAAAAAGCGAAUAACCCAAAGUAAUACAAGAGGUCUUAUUGAUUUAUAUAUGAGGACAAAUCACAAGAAAACUCAAAAGGUCACCGCUGAAAGGAACUGUGCAGUGAAAGAGAAGUUAUUAAAGACUGCAUGGAAAUGCAUAUCAUCUUGGAUGACUGAGAAUUCAGUGGCAUUUAAUACCGUUCGUUGCCCAAGUUUCAAAGAAAUGAUCUUUGCAAUUGGUGAUUAUGGGAAAGGUUCAGUAUUUUUGAAGUCUGUGGAUGCCUCAGAUAGAACCAAUGAUGCCGAUUUCAUUCGUAAGCUUGUAAAGGAGGUAAUUGCUGAUGUUGGUGCAGAAAAUGUGGUUCAGUUCAUUACUGAUAAUGGUUCUAACUUCAAAAAGACAGGGAAGGACUUAAUGCUUGAAUACCCACAUAUAUUUUGGACUCCUUGUGGUGCUCAUUGUGUUCAGUUGAUGCUAGAAGAACUUGGUUCCAAGCUUCCAAGAAUCAAGACAGCCGUCAUACUAGGUAAGAGACUAGUUACAUAUAUUUAUGCUCAUUUUCAAGUAUUGAGCUUAAUGAGGGAGUUGACUGGUGCAGACUUACAUAGGUCUACAAAAACUAGAUUUGCAACUCAAUAUUACACACUAGAGAGUCUUCAAAAGUAUAAAACUCCUCUGCAAAUGGUGUUUGUGAAUGAUAGGUGGGUAAAAACUAGGUUUGCAAGAGAAAAUGUGGGAGUAAAUGCACUUAAAAUUGUUACAAAUAUCAAAUUUUGGGAAGAUGUCGAUUACUCUUGUAGGGUGCUAAAGCCUUUAGUUAAGGUAGUAAGAUUAGUGGAUAUCGAACGCAAACCUACAAUGCCUUAUUUUUAUGAGGCAAUGAGAAUAACAAGGGAUCAACUUGAGAAGAAUUUGUCUGAAGAUAAUGAUACUUGGCUCAUUUGA
Molecule: messenger RNA, 1380 nt
Organism: Papaver somniferum (opium poppy)
Lineage: Eukaryota; Viridiplantae; Streptophyta; Magnoliopsida; Ranunculales; Papaveraceae
Exons: 3
Coding region: 1-1380 (459 amino acids)
Molecular function (GO): DNA binding
Source: RefSeq, a predicted model, not a curated record